AGAAAAUCAUAUGACUAAAAAUUUAUUGAUCACAGGAUAAAAUCGCAUUCGUACGUAAUAAAAUGUGGCAAAAGGUUCUAAUUUAUUUACUGCCCCUUGUGGCCAGCAUAUAUUGUAAUGGGGAAUUAAGUGUAUUAAAUUCUCCAAAUGGAAUCCAAUUCCAAGGCGAGACACCUUUACCCCAAUCUUUGUUAAAGGAAUUGUAUUCCGUAGCCCUAGGAUUGACAUCGGAGCAGAGUUCUGCCGAAUGGGACGGAGUGAGUAAAUUAAAUCCUUUUCAAUUACCUAAAGCUGUAGUCACUGUAGUUGUAGAAGGCACCGAUAAACUUAGUUUGGAUUCGAAGAAUACCUAUCCUUUGGUUGUUGAUGAGGAAUUGGAUAAUACUUGGGACUCCUUGGAUAAACGUUUCAAAGAACGUUAUCCCUUCGAUGAUUUGACUCUUGUGAACUUGGAAUUACCUAAUGGUAACGUUAAUUCUGAGCGUGUCUUUGGUGUUGUAUCACCCAAACCGGUACAAAGUGAUUUACCAGAGAAGUUUGUGAAAGACCUGGGUGUCCUCAACGCUUUAUCUGACAAAGUCUUAGAACUAACCCCUGAUGAGCGCCCUAGCCUGUUCUUCUUCCGCUUAUCAACAAAUUUCAAAUCCCCCGAAGACACCGACAAAGCCAAAACAGAGCUCACCAAAGCCAUCAAAACUUUAAGCGAAGCCUUCGACAAAACCUACAAAGGCAAAGUGCUGUUUACAGUACUAACCUCCAAUGACGUCUUAACACGUAAAACAAGGCAAGCAGAUGAUGCCCCAAAAGAACCCGAUUUCAACCUAGCUAAAGAAUACAACGACUCCUACCCGGUGGUUUUUAACAUCAUCUUAUGGUUUGGAGUAGCCUUUUUCUUCUCGCUACUAGCUAUCUGUAUCUCGAUCUCCACAAUGGACCCCGGAAGGGACUCCAUUAUUUACAGAAUGACAUCCACACGUAUCAAGAAGGAGAAUUAAGUUUGUGAAGGAGUGUUUUUAAUUGUAAAUAGAUUGUUUAGUAUUAUUACAAUGCAACGUGAUCAAUAUUAUUUAAAAAUACAAUAUCUUUGUUGUUACAUAUUUGUUUAACAUUCCUCAUAUUACCG
Molecule: messenger RNA, 1123 nt
Organism: Ctenocephalides felis (cat flea)
Lineage: Eukaryota; Metazoa; Arthropoda; Insecta; Siphonaptera; Pulicidae
Product: renin receptor-like
Exons: 1
Coding region: 63-995 (310 amino acids)
Biological process (GO): positive regulation of Wnt signaling pathway
Cellular component (GO): membrane; external side of plasma membrane
Molecular function (GO): signaling receptor activity
Source: RefSeq, a predicted model, not a curated record